CAGGCAGUGGUCUUGUUCCACGGAUGGGCCGGCCCUGGGAACGCCUUAAUAGAUCUUGUUCUCUCCAUAGCAAGCAGCAAUCUGCUCCAGUUUGCGGAUAUGAUCCGGCAGCAAACCGGAAAGCUCGCGAGUCUGUCUUACUCCAGUUACGGCUGCUACUGUGGACUGGGAGGAUCCAGGCAGCCUGUGGAUGAAACCGAUUGGUGCUGCCAUGCCCAUGACUGCUGCUAUGGAAAGAUGCUGUCACUUGGCUGCAAACCGAAAUAUGAGCUUUAUUCCUACUCGUUCCGGGACGGCACCAUAAUUUGUGGUGGGAAAACCAAGUGCCAGCGGAUGACCUGUGAGUGUGAUAAAGUCGCCAGCCUGUGUUUCAAGACAUCUGCUUAUCAUUUUGAAAAUGCUUUUUACCCGAACAUAUUUUGCAGGGGUGCUACCCCUCCUUGCAAUAAUGCUAUGGACAAUGAUGUCUCCAUUGCCUGAACCCACAAGGCUACAUCAUUCUGAAGGGAGGCGCCGUUAUACAUUUCUUACCACUUUGUGUCAAAUAUUUGCCCCAAACCUUUGCAUCUUGCAAUUGGGGCAAUCUGCAUUGGGGCAGAUGCUGGCUCUUAGCCUACCCUACAGGGUUGUUGUGAGGAUAAGACGCAGAGGAUUCCUUGCAAGCCGAAAAAAAAGGGGGGGGGAAUAGAACUGUAAUA
This is a messenger RNA of Elgaria multicarinata webbii, 698 nucleotides long. Its product is annotated as group IIE secretory phospholipase A2-like. Gene Ontology annotation, biological process: arachidonate secretion; lipid catabolic process; phospholipid metabolic process. Lineage: Eukaryota; Metazoa; Chordata; Lepidosauria; Squamata; Anguidae. The transcript has 4 exons. The record is from RefSeq and is a predicted model, not a curated record. Bases 100 to 480 code for a protein of 126 amino acids. Gene Ontology annotation, molecular function: phospholipid binding; calcium ion binding.